Molecule: messenger RNA, 525 nt
Organism: Protopolystoma xenopodis
Lineage: Eukaryota; Metazoa; Platyhelminthes; Monogenea; Polystomatidea; Polystomatidae
Source: the annotation of a GenBank genome assembly
AUGCCACCAAGCCUAGCUACAUCGUUUUUCGUGUUGUCAGAGUGGCUUGUAAGAAGUUACGUCCUACUGUAUCAGCGGCUUUAUCGCCAUGACCUUUUCCUUCAAUUAAACACUGACCGGAUGUAUUUCAGCAAUUUCUCCCGAGUCUCUUUUGGAACCGCCAGAGAAGACGUCAAAACGACAAAUACAGUCAGUCUUCUUGACCAAAUUCAUGUUCUGGAGCUCUUCUUUUCUCAUAGCUGUCUAGCUUCCUACCUCCCUUCCACUUCCUGUCGUCAAGUCUAUUCCUCCUCCCCUUCCUCAUUUGUCCCCACAUUUGCUCCAACACACUCAAACUCCAAUGGUUUAAGGCAACAUGAUCACCUUCCUCGCCUGGUUCCCAGCUUCCCUUCAGGGUACGUGCCAACAUCUUUUGCCAGCUUAUGCUUCACUACUCUCAACAGUCCGCGUCGUAUCCAACCGGUCAGGUAUAUCCACUUGGUGUCAGCCAUAGCACCCGCCAUACCUGGUCAGCUAUUCGCAUGA